Messenger RNA from Bombina bombina (fire-bellied toad), 1013 nucleotides. It is a transcript of the gene BCCIP, whose product is annotated as BRCA2 and CDKN1A interacting protein. The transcript is spliced from 7 exons. The coding region runs from base 1 to 909 and encodes 302 amino acids. The record is from RefSeq and is a predicted model, not a curated record. Gene Ontology annotation, cellular component: nucleus. Lineage: Eukaryota; Metazoa; Chordata; Amphibia; Anura; Bombinatoridae.
AUGGCUUCUAGUGCUAAGCGUAGGGCGCUGGAUUCAGGGCCUGAACAGCGCGAGGAUGACGAGUUGGAUGGGGAUGAGUCUGAAGAGGAAGAGUCUGAUAUUGAGGACGAUGAAUCAGAGGACGAUGGAUCAGUCAAUGAGGAGGUAAAAGUUGACUUUGAAGCCCACACUAUCGCUGACAUUGAUUGUGAUGGCAUAAAAAAGCUAUUGAAGCAGCUAUUCCUGAAAGCCCAUGUGGAUAUCUCCGCAUUAACAGAUCUCUUGAUUCAGCAAAACCACAUUGGAAGUGUGAUUAAGCAAGCUGAAAUGCAAGAAGACAGUGACGAUGAUAACGAAGAUCAUGUCUUUGGCUUCAUAAGUCUUCUAAACCUAACAGAGAGAAAGGGUAUUCCAUGUGCUGAAGAAAUCAAAGAGCUGAUUCUUAGUCAGUGUGAGAAAAACUGCGGAGAGAGCACGGUUGAACAGUUUGAGAAAGUUCUAAAUGAUAACAGCAAGCCCGUAGGUCUCCUCCUAAGCGAACGAUUCAUUAAUGUACCUGCACAGAUUGCUCUGCCUAUGCACCAGCAACUUCAGAAAGAAUUGGAAGAAGCUCAGAAAACCAACAAACCAUGCGGAAAAUGUCUUUACUACAUUCUUUUAAGUAAAACCUUUGUUGAGGCAGCAAAAGUAUCCAGACAAGGAUUGCAAGGGAAAGAAGAACUGACGUUUGCAAACGCAGAGGAAGAGUUUUUCUAUGAGAAAGCAAUUCUGAAGUUCAACUACUCUGUACAGGAGGAGAGUGAUACCCAGUUGGGAGGACGAUGGUCUUUUAAUGAUGUUCCUAUGAAACCUUUCCGAACUGUAAUGUUGAUUCCAGCAGACAGAAUGAAUCCAAUCAUGGAAAAGCUCAAAGAAUAUCUGUCAGUGUAAAUGAUUUCCUAUAAAGAACAGAAUUUUAUGAAAUUAUAAUUUUUGAAUGCAUUAAACUAAGAACUAGUUAACUAUGAUUGUUUUAUAAAAAAAAUUGCAUAUGA